Carlito syrichta (Philippine tarsier) is the source of this 1310-nucleotide messenger RNA. Its product is annotated as thyrotropin-releasing hormone-degrading ectoenzyme-like. The record is from RefSeq and is a predicted model, not a curated record. Lineage: Eukaryota; Metazoa; Chordata; Mammalia; Primates; Tarsiidae. Gene Ontology annotation, cellular component: cytoplasm. Gene Ontology annotation, molecular function: peptide binding; zinc ion binding; metalloaminopeptidase activity. The annotation marks the transcript as partial. Gene Ontology annotation, biological process: proteolysis; peptide catabolic process. The transcript is spliced from 3 exons.
CCUGGACGGCGAGCGGGGGGAGCAGGAGGAGGAGAAGAAAAAGAAGAAGAAGAAAAAGAAGAGGAGGAAGAAGAAGAAGGAGGAGGAGGAGGAGGGGGCCGAGAAGCGCAGCUCACCCUUCGCGGCUACGAUGGGGGAAGACGACGCCGCGCUCCGGGCCGGCGGCAGGGGGCUCUCGGACCCGUGGGCAGACUCGGUGGGAGUACGACCCCGCACAACCGAGCGCCACAUCGCGGUGCACAAGCGGCUGGUGCUGGCCUUUGCCGUGUCCAUCGUGGCGCUGCUGGCGGUCACCAUGCUCGCCGUGCUGCUCAGCCUGCGCUUCGACGAGUGUGGGGCGAGCGCGGCGCCGGGCGCCGACGGUGGCCCUGCGGGCUUCCCCGAGCGCGGCGGCAACGCGAGUCUCCCGGGAUCGGCCCGGCGCAACCACCACGCAGGCGGGGACCCCUCGCAGCCCGAGGCGGGCGGGGCGGCCAGCCCAGGGACCCCAUCCACCCAGCCGCCGUCGGAGGAGGAGCGGGAGCAGCGGCAGCCGUGGACGCAGUUGCGUCUGUCGGGCCACCUCAAGCCGCUGCACUACAAUCUGAUGCUCACCGCCUUCAUGGAGAACUUCACCUUCUCCGGGGAGGUCAACGUGGAGAUCGCGUGCCGAAACGCCACCCGCUACGUCGUGCUGCACGCCUGCCGGGUGGCGGUGGAGAAGGUGCAGGUGGCCGAGGACCGAGUGGCCGGGGCUGUCCCGGUGGCCGGCUUUUUCCUCUACCCGCAGACCCAGGUCUUGGUGGUGGUGCUGAAUAGGACCCUGGACGCGCAGAGGAAUUACAACCUGAAGAUUAUCUACAACGCCCUGAUCGAGAAUGAGCUCCUGGGCUUCUUCCGCAGCUCCUACGUGCUCCACGGGGAGAGAAGAUUCCUUGGUGUUACUCAGUUUUCGCCUACACAUGCCAGAAAGGCAUUUCCUUGUUUUGAUGAACCAAUCUACAAGGCUACUUUCAAAAUCAGCAUCAAGCAUCAAGCAACCUAUUUAUCUUUAUCUAAUAUGCCAGUGGAAACUUCUGUGUUUGAGGAAGAUGGAUGGGUUACGGAUCACUUUUCACAGACCCCUCUCAUGUCCACAUAUUAUUUAGCCUGGGCAAUUUGCAACUUCACAUACAGAGAAACUACCACCAAGAGUGGGGUUGUAGUACGAUUAUAUGCAAGACCCGAUGCUAUCAGAAGAGGAUCCGGGGACUAUGCUCUUCAUAUAACAAAGAGAUUAAUAGAAUUUUAUGAAGACUACUUUAAAGUGCCCUAUUCCUUGCCAAAACUAG